Messenger RNA from Pyrus x bretschneideri (Chinese white pear), 1206 nucleotides. Its product is annotated as F-box/kelch-repeat protein At3g06240-like. The transcript has a single exon. Gene Ontology annotation, molecular function: protein binding. Lineage: Eukaryota; Viridiplantae; Streptophyta; Magnoliopsida; Rosales; Rosaceae. The record is from RefSeq and is a predicted model, not a curated record. The coding region runs from base 1 to 1206 and encodes 401 amino acids.
AUGAAAAGCCAGCUGAGGGAAAACCCUAACAACCCUCCGCCCGAGGUCAUACACGAGAUUCUUUCAUGGUUGCCAGUUAAGUCCUUACGCCGCUUUGAGUGCGUCUCAAAGUCAUGGCGUUCUCUGAUCUCCGAACCCAAAUUCGUCACAACGCACUUCAUCAAAGCGAUCAAAGAUAAAGACCGUCUACACUGCCAAACACGAAGCGUCAUGUUUACUGAUGCGGCACAUAAUGGCCUCCACUCCAUGCAUCUCGACAAGUUUCUCGAUCAUAAGUAUCACGAUAAUCCUAAUGAUACCGGUGAUCGAAGUGUAGUAGCAGCCAUCGAGCACAAGUAUGUUUAUAGCGAAGUGUCGGGUGUUUGGGUUUCCCUGUUGUGUUCCUGCAACGACCUGUUGUUAUGCAUGCUGUGCGACUCGAGGUUAUAUUUGGUUAACCCCUCCACAAAGGAAACAAAGAAACUACCAGAAAUACCAAAAGAAGAGAAGUAUCGUAGUUCAAUCAAUCUAUAUGGGAUUGGAUUUGAUCACUCCACUUAUGAACACAAGGUGGUUAAGGGACUCUACACGAAGCACAAUCGCUUAAUCAACCUCUUGCUCGGUGAUUUUCAUGAAGACGUUGUGUUUAGUGUUUAUACUCUGGAAACCGAUUCAUGGAGAAAGAUCGAGGGAUCAUUUCCCUACAGAUUUUAUGCAAGUGAACAAGGGAUUAUGCUGAAUGGAGAUCUCCAUUGGUUUGGGGAAAGACUCGAGGACCAGUCACGGCUGAUUGUUUCCGUCGCUCUAACAGGGGAGGAGAGGGUUCGAGAAAUUCCGCUCCCGCUUGAAUGUGGUUAUGUCGGAAGUACUAAUCGGAGGAUGAAACUGGGAUUCUUCAGACAAUGGUUAUGCAUAACGUAUUAUUCUUGUCCUCAUGGUGGGACAUAUAACGAGUUUUGGGUCAUGACGGAAUAUGGAGUGAGGGAGUCUUGGACUAAAAUGAGGGUCUCCAUCCCAUAUUCGAAGUUAAAACAUUCCGGUUUCUGGACAAAGUCCCAUGAUUUGAUGGUGUUCGGAGAACAGUUAAUCAUGUACAAUUUUAAUGACGAAAGCCAUUGGAAGAUCAGCAUUCGUGGAAUCGGCAAAAUUGGUCGCGUUUUUACGUGCUUGGAGAGCCUUAUUUUGCUUAAACAACGUCAGAGAAAUAAUUUGAAGAUUGAAGUGUGA